AGGACAUUUGGCACACUGGAAGAAGCUGGCAGAUGGAAAUCAGGUUCUCCUGGGUGGAGCCAUGGACCCUCCUCAAGCUGCAGUAAUUGUCUUGCAUGGGAUCGACCGCGACAAAGUGGAGGCGUAUGUCAAAGAAGAUCCUUACGUCAUGAAUGGUUUGGUGCCCUCCUACGACCUCAAAGACUGGAAUGUGGUUGUGGGAUCUGCAAUGCCAAAAGCUGCGUGAGGAGGAAAAAGAACCAACAAUGCGCGCGUCCAGCCAACUCAGUGAGGCCGUUAAAGGAAUGUGAGGCGUCCAAAAAGAGAAUUUGAGGCGAGCACAAUGGAGAUGAAUUCGAUCACUUUUCUGGAUUCCAAAAUCGAAUGAAUGAAUUUGGUAACAGAAGUUCUUCACUAGCUACUAGCCUCCCUUUAGAUGGCUCGUGCGAUGUUAUUGCGGUAGUUUGGCUCAAGCGAAGAGCGCGAAGAGGUUCCGACAACUUUAAAGCCUUGGGCGGUGAACCUCAGGUGGAUGGCAGUGGCAGAGAAGAUCGGACAUCCAGCACCCAGACUGUCAAGGGCUCGCACGGUGGAGCUCUUUGAAAGAAACCGCUGGUUGACUCGAUCCAAUGUCGACCACACCGUGGCAGUGCUUACCAUGAAGUUGGAAGGGCCACGCCCAUUGCGCAUGGCACGAAUGGCUUCUGCGCAGUUUGCUCAGGCCAAAAAGCCAGAGAUGAUAGGAAUGCCUGACCCUCGUUUGAAGGGAUCUGCGGCAAGUUUGGGGAAGAAUCAGCCUGUCAGCCAAGGCUAUUCCCAGUCCUCCAAGCGAGUGGGUCAAGGCAAAGGACAUGCCUAAUGAUUGUGACCGCGACUGUGCUAUUUCUGUGAUUUGGCAAUUUAACGAUGCCACUUCAGAUCCUGGGGCCUUGCACUUCGAAUGCAGUGCACAGAGUCCCGGGCGGGGCCACAGUGGUGCUCAAGAGGGCCGCAUUGUUGGCAUUUGUGCACCAGUUGUGCCCCAUUGGUGUUUCUCAAUUGUGAGACCUCUUUUGGGUAUCACUUAAAAGGCAGAAAGUUGCCGUGUUUCCAAGCUGCUUCCAGGUAGCUAGGUAUGGUCCGUGUCAGUCAAUAUUGAGCACUAAAGGUGCCGCAAAACCAUUUGGGGAAAAAGAACCACU
This is a messenger RNA of Durusdinium trenchii, 1160 nucleotides long. NCBI's taxonomy places the organism in Eukaryota, Dinophyceae, Suessiales, Symbiodiniaceae. The record is from the annotation of a GenBank genome assembly.